Cladocopium goreaui is the source of this 1029-nucleotide messenger RNA. NCBI's taxonomy places the organism in Eukaryota, Dinophyceae, Suessiales, Symbiodiniaceae. The record is from the annotation of a GenBank genome assembly.
AUGCAAGAUGAGAAGCCGCCCCAUAGAGUGUUCGUCAAGCACCUCUACAUGUCGACCACAGAGCACGACAUGGUGGAGCAGAUGAACUAUCUGAAUGCUACGGAGGGAUUAUACAAUGUGUACCUGGUGAAGCGUGGGCAAUAUGAUGGAAACAAAAGCAUCAACGCCUUCCUGAGCUACCAGACAGAGGACCAAUGCCGGGCAGCGAUAGAAAUCCUGAAUGGAUCCUACCUGAAUGGACUGGCAAAGUACCCCUUAGAAGUGGACUUUGCAGUUCCUCGCAAGACUGGCAGGAGGUACUAUGCUCAGCCCCCGGAGCAGCUGGAGCACACAGCAGAGUUUGCAGAGGGCAACUGGCAGCAGCACCACCCGCAGUCCCAGGACGAUGAGCAGAACCAGAUGGACAACAAGGAGCCUGAUCUACGACAACCUCAAACACCACCAAAGGCUUCAGAGAAGACACCGCCUAUGGCUCCUGCGAUGCCACCCAUGCAUCACUUACCACCUCGACUGCCUCUGCCGCCUUUGCCGCCUGUGCCGCCCUUGGCACCUCCCAGGUAUCCUCUGAUGGUGCCACAUGGGUACCCGGUGCCACCGCCAAUGCUGCCAAUGGGAUACAUGUUCCCACCACCACCUCCUGUUUGGGUGCCGCCACCAUGGGCCAUCCCCGAAGACUGGAGUGGAAGUGCGAAAAGCAAAGCAAUGGGAAGCAAGGUCCCUAAAGCUGAACCUGAAGGUGACAGCGGCGAAGGGGAUGAGGAGUUACAGACCUGGUUACAGGACAACCUGAAGGACAAAGUGUGGGACGAUGGGUAUGGGUCAGUGGAGGCUGCAGAGUCCUACAUGCUGGAGAAGACCAUCAAGGACAAGAAGCAGAAGGCCGACAAGACAAAGGACAAAAAAAAGGAUGCCAAAGAGAAAUCAGAAAAAAAGGCGGCAAAGGACAAGGACAAGGACAAAGAUCAGAAGAAGAAGGCGAGCAGAUCGAGGAGCCGAUCAAAAACCAAAAAGGAGAAAAAAACCAAAUGA